CAUCAUCAAACUCUCUCACAACACAACACAACACAAAACACAGAGUCACAACAAAAACAAAAACCAAAGUUCAAAUUCAAAAACCCAAUCUGCUGCCUUCUCUUCCCAACGUUCUAAAAUGGCUUUUCAAAACCAUUUCCCAAUCUUCGCUUCAUUCCUCCUCCUCCUCCUCCUCCACCUAUCUACCCUUCCAAAUCCUUCCUUGGCCACGACGCGCAAGUUAACCAGUCUCUUCACGCAACCGGCGCUCGUGCUCGAUUACCACAACGGCCCGCUUCUCAAAGGCGACCUCCGCGUCGACAUCAUCUGGUACGGGAGUUUCUCCUCUCACCAGCACUCCAUAAUCACGAAUUUCAUCCGAUCCUUGGGUUCCGGGAGCGCGUCGCCGCCGUCGGUCGCGUCCUGGUGGCAAACCACCGCGAACUACAAGGGCGGCCCGUCCAACAUUGUCCUCGGGAAACAAACCGUCGACCAGAACUGCUCGCUGGGGAAAUCGCUCACUUCAUCUCAAGUCCUCGACCUGGCAUCCAAGCCGCCGUACAAGAACCGGAUUAAGGUCGUGCUGACGGCGGCCGACGUCACCGUUGACCAGUUCUGCAUGAUCUGCGGGUCCCACGACUUCGGGUACGCGAAGCCGAAGGUCAACCGGGGCAAGUUCGCCUAUGCCUGGGUGGGCAACCCGGCGAACCAGUGCCCGGGUCAGUGCGCCUGGCCGUUCUACCGGCCAGAGUUCGGACCCCAAACCACGCUGGUGGCUCCCAACGGCGACGGGGCACUCGACGGAAUGGUGAUCAAUUUGGCAACGGUUUUAGCGGGUGUGGUGACGAACCCGUUUAACAACGGUUACUAUCAGGGUCCCCAAGGGGGCUUGGAGGCCGUAACGGCGUGCGCGGGGUUGUACGGGCCGGGGUCUUUUCCGGGGAAUGUGGGUUCGGUCAUGGUGGACCCGGCUACGGGUGCAAGCUAUAACGCGCAAGGGGUGAACGGAUGCAAGUACCUGUUGCCGGCGAUGUGGGACCCGGUAACCUCCGCGUGUUUAACGAUCGUAUGAUCGCCGGCGUACAUGGUUCGAUCCGCAAUCUUUGUAAAAUUUACUUAGUUCAUACGAUUCUUUUAUCCCAAAUCUCCUGGAUAUAAAAUUAGCAUAGUGUUGUUUGUUUUCCACGGAAGAAAAAUAGAGUGAAAAGGGAAAAAGUGUGCAAUUUCGUGUGCAAGCUAUCGCUUGGACGGCUGCGUGUAAUCUGUAAAUUAGAUCUACCAAUAUACGGUACUACUAUCAUUUUCCUUAAUUAA
Messenger RNA from Rhododendron vialii, 1293 nucleotides. Its product is annotated as protein EXORDIUM-like 2. The transcript has a single exon. The coding region runs from base 119 to 1051 and encodes 310 amino acids. The record is from RefSeq and is a predicted model, not a curated record. Lineage: Eukaryota; Viridiplantae; Streptophyta; Magnoliopsida; Ericales; Ericaceae.